Messenger RNA from Coregonus sp. 'balchen', 3673 nucleotides. NCBI's taxonomy places the organism in Eukaryota, Metazoa, Chordata, Actinopteri, Salmoniformes, Salmonidae. The record is from the annotation of a GenBank genome assembly.
UGUGACUGUGACCCACGAGGCAUCGCUGAGCAGCAGUGCAACAAGGCCAACGGUCACUGCGUGUGCGUGGAGGGCGUGUCUGGUCCCCGCUGUGACGUCUGCACCCGCGGCUACUCUGGCACCUUCCCCUACUGCGAACGCUGCCACCAGUGCUUCGCCGACUGGGACGUGGUCGUGGGUCAGCUGACCAACCAGACCCACAGGCUGGUCAACAAGGUGAACACCAUCAAGGCCAGCGGCAUCACCGGACCCUACAAACACACCAUAGAUAACAUGGAGCAGAGCGCCGGGUCCAUAAGAACUAUCCUGGCCCAGAACCCGGCUACAGAGCCACUGUCAGAAAUACAGCAGCUACUGGAGCAGGCCACGUAAGUGGGGAAAAGGGUGGGGUCAAAAUGGGUCAAUGACAAUAUUCAUUAAUGGCAAACCAAUUUAUAUACUGUAUUCUUUCUUUAUGAUAUAUUUAUGUUCUUAAGAGAUCUAAUGGAAGAGAUGAGCAACAAGCUGAACCUCACUGAGGAGGCGCUGGCCCAGGUAUCAUCUGAUGACAACAGCACCAACACCAAACUGGACUCUCUCAAAGAGGACGCCCAGAAGCUAGAUCGCACCGUCAAGGAGCUGCUGGACCAAGUGGAGUUCAUCAAGAACACUGACGUUCGGGGUUAGGGACUGAUAUACAUGUUGAGGAUUGUGAUAUAGAAGAGAUAUACAAUGUAAAUCUCCAUUAUACUUCCAUUUGUCAACUCUGUGACAUUAAACAUUGUUUUUAUAAUGACAGGAGCGACAGACAGUGUCACCAAGUACUACCAGCAGUCUCUGGCUGCAGAUGCUCGCGCCAACGCCUCCACCAGUGGCCCAGGCAACCCUGUGGAGAGCUCCGCCAUUUUACGGCAAGCCACAGAGGACAAGAUGAACGACACCAGGGAGGAGUUCCACAGGAGGCAGGGAAAACACGCCAAGAGACUGGAUGACCUGGCAGGGCAGCUGGAGACACUGGACCUAUCAGAACUCAGCGAGAAGGUAAGGCCAAGAAAGGCCAUAUCUGAGGCCUGACACUGGCUUGCUGAUGUUGACAUUGCAGAGGUGUGUGGAUCUGAGUUUGACACAGAUGGGACUCAAUCUAAUCCCAGUUUGUGAGAUAAAACCAUCGAAAAUAAUACAUUUUCUUGUGCUGUUAAAUCAAAGGAAGGAUGUUAGGUUUGAUUAAAAGAGAACCACGGUCUUGCAUCCAAGUUGAACUCUACUCACUCUACUGGUCCUCUCUAUGCAGACGUGUGGUAGCCCAGCUGAUGAGGCAUGUGUGGACUCUCCGUGCGGGGGGCUGAGCUGUGUGGAUUCCGAGGGGAACAGGAGGUGCGGUGGCGAGGGGUGCGAUGGUCUGGUCACCCUGGCCAACAACGCCUGGCAGAAGGCCAAGGACUUUGACCAAGAGAUCCUCACGGCCAUGGAGGAAGUGGACAAGCUCGCCAAGAUGGUGAGACCCUGUCUUUAAAUUAAAAUGAACCAACUCUCUUUAGACUAGAAAUUCCCCCCACUACCUCUCCUCUGGUUCCUAACCUGUCUGUGUGUGAUGAGGUGCCCAGGUGUCGGAAGCCAAGGUGAAGGCGGAUGCGGCUAAGCUGAGUGCCCAGAACGUGCUGCUGAAGACCAAUGGUACCAAGCAGCGUGUGGACCAGAGCAACGAGGAGCUGCGCAGCCUCAUCCGACAGAUCAGAGACUUCCUCACACGUAUGUGUACUCCUCCAAUCAACUCCCACGUAGCCCUCAUACUUUAACUCCUACAUAUGUUUACUACCCCGUUAUUUAAAGGUACAAUCUGCAGUAUGUGCAGCUGUUCAAUGGCCAUUUCAAUUAAUUUCACCCAUUGAUUCUAAAAGUAUGUAACUUAUAAAUGCCACAUGAGUUUAGUACAACUGUCCCCCCAUCGUAACCCUUGUCUCUCCUAUGGCGCCCCCUAGAGGAUGCAGCGGACCUGGCGAGCAUUGAGGCAGUGGCCAACGAGGUGCUUGCCAUGCAGAUGCCCACCACGCCAGCCCAGCUCCAAAACCUGACAGACGAGAUCAGGGAGAGAGUGGAAGACCUGUCCCACGUGGAGACCAUCCUUAACCAGAGCUCCGACGACAUCCAGAGAGCCGAUAGCCUACUGGAGCAGGCACGCAGAGCCAGGUAACACACAUAAACACACACACACCUCAAGAUCAUCCUUGAACAGAGUGCAGAAGAUGCGGCAAGUGUGCAAAGCCAGGUACUCCAUACAUACAACACUGUUGUGCUUGGUGUGCUUAUUAUUUACCCCCUCUGUGUGUGUCCCACAGUAAAGAGGCGACAGAUGUGAGGGACACAGCAGAGAUGGUGAAGCAGGUUCUGGAGGAGGCUGAGCGUGCCCAGAGCGCAGCGGCCAAGGCCAUCAAACAGGCCACCACCGACAUCAAAGGCACCAAUGACCUCCUGACCUCAGUGAGUCAACAUCCUCACAGAGCGAGUUUGAACUUUUGGGACUAAUCCAUUGGUUCCAUUCUACUGGGAAAACUAAAUAAAGCAACUCAAAUAUUUGAAAGUAUUUUGCUUGACAGCUAAUACCGUAAAGACGCAGAAAUUAACCCUGUUCCCGUCUUUACAUCUUGAACAGGUGGAGUCGGAGACAGCGGACUCAGAGUACAAGCUGAACAACGCCACCCAGAGGCUGCUGUGGUUAGAGCGAGACGUCAUGCUGCUCAGAGAGAAGGCACUGAACACCUCACUCAGCUCUGAACAAACUGAGAAAGACGCAGAGAGAAUCAACAAAGUGGCUGAGCAGGUCAAAAAUGUGUGUGAUCCACUCUGUGUUAUAUUGGGAUAAGUGUGAGAGUUUGUGGUUCAUUUUCAAGCCUUGUCCGUCUUACAAUAAAUUGCGGACCUUGUAUAUGACGGUGUGUGUGUGUGUGUGUGUGUGUGUACAGGACCUAGACUCGGAGCUGAAGGAUAAGUAUAGCACCGUGGAAGACCUGAUCACGCAGAAGGCCGGGGGCGUGGCCAACGCCAAGAAGAGGGCGGAGCUUCUACAGCAGGAAGCCAAAGACCUGCUGCUACAGGCCAGCGACAAGCUGCAGCUACUGAAAGGUACAUCUACACACACACAUCAAGAACAGCUUGGAGAGUGCCUUGCAUGUAUAUACAAUCACAACUCACUACCUAAAACACACACCCUUGGGGUCCAAUCAUGACAUGUCCUUACAACGCAUUGAGGCAUUAUCACAAACAAUACACAGACCCUACUGUGUAAUGGUGUCUGCUUAGUGGAUAUACAGUAUAAACAUGAUCAGUUUAUAAUACCUAUGAGCUCUCCAUGUCCAUGUUAACUCACUUUUUCCAAUACAGAGUUGAACAUAAAAUGACGCAGUCCCUCUAACAUUCUCUUCUCAAGUGUGCCUAUUCACUGUGUGAAAUUUUCACAUGUUCUGAUUAUAAAACCGGUGUGUGGAGGGAUACUACACAUCUUGUUACUUUAAGCAAGUAGAUUGACGGUAGCAUGACUCUCCUUUUUGGUUCCCAUCCAGAUUUAGAAAAGUCAUAUGAUGACAACCAGAAGACUCUGGAAGACAAGGCCAACCAGUUGGUGGAUCUGGAGAAGUCAAUCAAAGAGCUGCUGCAGGAGAUCAGUCACAAAGUCACUGUCUACAGCACCUGUCUGUUU